CUUAAAACUCUUUGGGCGAAAAUAUCCACUUUGUUAACUUCUUUUUCUUCUGUGAGAUUAUUAGGGUUUAAGGAAUCUCCCAGAGAGGUGAAGUUGGUGUAGGAGGAAGGAUUCGCUGAUUUUGUCCAGGAAUGAUGGAAUUAGGGUUUCCUAAGAUAGAGACAGAGGUGGAGGAUGAAGGAAAAGAGUAUUCAGUUAAGUUGGUUCCUUGGUUAAGCUGGAAUGAAUGGAACUGGGUUCGUGAAUGUUUAUUUUCCUCUUCUACAGAAUCCAUUAAUGAAGCUCUAAAAAGAAUAUCGGCAUGGAGAAGUAGAGGUUGUCUUCCUAUUGUUAUUGAAGUUACAGCCUCUAUUAUUGAAAUUCAGCUGAAAGAUCCUUUCUUCAGACUGGGUUCCAGUAAUGAAGCAGUAGACUCAGACGAGAUUCUGUCCAUGCUACACUGCAUGUCCAUUCUGAGGCUUGUAAAUGGGGUCGUUGAGAAGACACGGAAGAAAUCAGAAGUUUCGAUUGCUGAUGCAGCAAAUGCAAUCGGUAUCCCGCGUAUGCUGAUAGAUAUUCGUCAUGAGAGUUCUCAUCGUAAUCUACCUUCACUUAACAUUGUUCGUCUUGCCUCUGUAAAGGCACUUGACUGGCUUAAAUCUUAUUAUUGGGAGCCUCAAAAGAAUUCCUUACCAUUUAACACGGAUGGAAGCACUAACAUCAAAGAAGAAAUCAAGUCUAGAUUGCAUGAAUUAGCUUCUCAUUUAACCAAGAAGCAGGGCUCAGAGCCUCCAUCAAAGAAGGCAAAGCGUUCAAAGAAACAGGUUAAAAGGACUCUGCUUGUCCUUGUGCAGUUAUACUCUUCUUUCCCCAUGGAAGUGGUUGCCAUGAUGCUGGAGUUUCUUUGUAUAUCAGGGGGUGACGAAGCAGGACCUGUGGAUUGUUCUAAAAUAUCCGCAAGCGCGGCAGAUAUCUGGAAACUCAUGGUGACCAGAAUUUCAUCUAAAGAGCCAGAAUUUCUGCUAAUGAUACUCAACGAACUUCUUCAAAUGAUUGGGACUCGAGAAACCAGGGCACUCGAAAUUGGGUUAUAUCGACUCUCGGCGUCGCAGUACAAGGCUGAAAAUCGUCUCCUUGAAUACCUUUCUUCAUUGGUUCCAUGGCUCAUUGACAGAUUAAAGAAAGGAAAGGGUCCCAGUAAGAUAGGAUCUGGGGAUAAAAAUCUAAUGGAACUUCUGAGAAAGUGUCUUCUGGUAUCUUAUCCGGGCAAUACUCACCUUUCUGAGUCGGCAAUACUUCUUGCUCAAAUGUUGGGAAAUGAAAAUCUGGUGAUAAAACUAAAAAAGCUUUCUAACUUAAGAUUACCGAGUAUUACAUAUGCUGAAGAAUGCUCCAGUCUCCCAGGGGUUGAAAAGAUCCUUUAUGAGCAAGAGGUCUCUAUCAGUGAAGCAGCAAAGAAGCUGGAGCUUCUCAAACUACGUCGAGCAAAGGGUAAUUCCGGGAACACAACAGCAAUGCCUGCUAGUGCCAGAGAGAGAGAAAGCACGUGGAAAGAAGCUGAGUUUUGGAACGCAUGUCCCAUUGGUAUGUUGCCUCGUGUUCUUGGUUCAACAAGUGUUCUUCCCGUUCUCGAUCCACAAAUCAAAAGGCCUGAGGAUGUGCAAGUUACAGAAACCAGUUGUUGCAGUAAGAGACAAGCUAAUUGUGAUGUUGAGUCACUGGAGAUUUCAACUUUAAAUGAGAUAAAGAGUAGUGAAGCAGAGGAUUUGAAAGGUUAUUUGAUGAUUGGUGGUGUUUGGAAGAAGGUCAGACAAGAGGAGAUUCAUGCUAUUGAGUCUGCUAUCAGAAUUUUGGUGUAACGCGUUAAAAUAGUUAUGUUUUUGAUUUCAGGUGGAAGAGGAUGGCAGCUGCACUUACAGUAUUAGCGAAAAUGGUAGAACAGUUGCAACACAAUAUUUAUGUUCAGAAAGACGGAUACACUCCCAGCAAGAUACUAUUUCUUAAAAGCAGAACAUCUCCAAGUGAAAUCCCUGUCCAUAACUUCACAUAACUAUGCAGCAAAGACUGGGUAUUAAGGCUCUUUAGAGCAUUUUCGUUUAGUUUCAUGUCCUUGAAGGAUCUUUUGAGCUGUAGUAGAUAUGCAGCCUGAUUAAUCAUUAGAAG
Molecule: messenger RNA, 2142 nt
Organism: Papaver somniferum (opium poppy)
Lineage: Eukaryota; Viridiplantae; Streptophyta; Magnoliopsida; Ranunculales; Papaveraceae
Exons: 8
Coding region: 132-1838 (568 amino acids)
Biological process (GO): maturation of 5.8S rRNA; maturation of LSU-rRNA
Cellular component (GO): Las1 complex; preribosome, large subunit precursor
Molecular function (GO): endonuclease activity
Source: RefSeq, a predicted model, not a curated record